GGCGAGGGCGGCAGCCGCCAGGAGGAGCCCGGGAAGGGCAGGGAGGGGACAGCGCGCAGCCGACGGGCAGUGAUCUAGCAUUAGUGGUUUGUGGUAAGCAGAGAAGUGAUGGCUGCUUUUAAGUUGGAUUUCCUCCCAGAAAUGAUGGUGGAUCAUUGCUCCUUGAAUGCCAAUCCUAUCUCAAAGAAAAUGAAUGGCACACUGGAUCAUCCUGACCAACCAGACAUAGAUGCCAUUAAGAUGUUUGUGGGCCAGGUCCCACGGAGUUGGUCUGAAAAAGAUUUGCGAGAACUAUUUGAACAGUAUGGUGCUGUCUAUGAAAUUAAUGUCCUGCGGGACAGGAGCCAAAACCCUCCUCAGAGCAAAGGGUGCUGUUUUGUUACAUUUUAUACCCGUAAAGCUGCACUAGAAGCACAGAAUGCUCUUCAUAACAUGAAGAUCCUCCCAGGGAUGCACCAUCCCAUCCAAAUGAAGCCAGCUGAUAGUGAAAAGAAUAAUGCAGUGGAAGAUAGGAAACUGUUCAUUGGGAUGAUCUCAAAGAAGUGCAAUGAAAAUGAUAUCAGAGUGAUGUUUUCCUCCUUUGGGCAGAUUGAAGAAUGCAGAAUUUUACGGGGUCCUGAUGGCCUAAGCCGAGGUUGUGCUUUUGUGACUUUUACGACAAGAGCUAUGGCACAAACAGCAAUCAAAGCAAUGCAUCAAGCACAGACCAUGGAGGGCUGUUCUUCUCCCAUCGUAGUGAAAUUUGCAGAUACCCAGAAGGAUAAAGAACAGAAGCGAAUUGCACAGCAGCUCCAGCAACAGAUGCAACAGAUCAGUGCUGCCUCCGUUUGGGGAAACCUGGCUGGACUGAACACACUUGGACCCCAGUACUUAGCACUUUAUUUACAGCUCCUUCAGCAGACAGCAGCCGCCUCCUCUGGGAAUCUGAACACACUGGGCAGCCUCCAUCCUAUGGGAGGGUUGAAUGCGAUGCAGUUGCAGAACCUAGCUGCAUUAGCAGCUGCAGCAAGCGCAGCUCAGAGUACGCCAAGUGGUACAACUGCACUCAAUUCUUCCAACAGUCCUCUAAGUGUACUCACUAGUUCAGCAGGUUCAUCACCCAGUUCCAGUAGCAGCUCCUCUGUUAACCCAAUGGCUUCUCUUGGAGCACUUCAAACAUUGGCAGGGGCUACUGCAGGCCUCAAUGUUGGCUCUUUAGCAGGAAUGGCAGCGUUAAAUGGUGGGCUAGGCAGUGGUGGCCUAUCAAAUGGCACAGGGAGCACAAUGGAGGCCCUAACUCAGGCCUACUCUGGGAUCCAACAGUAUGCCGCUGCUGCAUUGCCCACACUCUACAACCAGAGUCUGUUAACGCAGCAAAGUAUUGGUGCAGCAGGAAGUCAAAAGGAAGGUCCAGAGGGAGCCAAUCUAUUCAUCUACCACCUCCCCCAAGAAUUUGGGGACCAAGACCUGCUGCAGAUGUUCAUGCCUUUUGGGAAUGUCGUCUCUGCCAAGGUUUUCAUUGACAAGCAGACCAAUCUGAGCAAGUGUUUCGGUUUUGUAAGUUAUGACAAUCCAGUCUCUGCACAGGCUGCCAUCCAGUCAAUGAAUGGAUUUCAGAUUGGCAUGAAACGACUGAAAGUACAGCUCAAGCGCUCUAAGAAUGACAGCAAGCCAUACUGAGCGCCCCUCCCCUCUGGAACUGGAGCGAGAAGGAUCUUCUGGUAAGUUGGGGAGGAGUGCGCUUAGAGAUUCAAAAACUCUUUAAGGCUGUAUUUUUACAGUCACAGAAGCUGAUUGAUGUCAUUCUAUCUGGCACAUCUUCCCCUGAAGACUCGGCUGCAGCCUCUACUGGGAAUUCUUCGGAUGGAGGACAAGUUUGUGCUUUUGUUUCCAGUGUUUUACUUUGGAGUUUAGGUGCCAUAUUGCUUUUUUUUUUAAAAAAAAGUUUGCUGUGUUUGUAACCAGUGUGUUUUGAGAAGGACCAAUGCCAGCCACCUUGGAGAGGAAAGGAAAACAGCAGGUGCAAUUGGAACUGACACUGCAUGACUUAGACAUGAGGAGGAGAAAGUAAACAGAUCUAUUGCCAGAUCCCAAGUGAUAUUCAUGAAAAGAGGGAGGGGGAAGAUCUGAAUCCAAACCACUUGGUGGCUGGUUAGUGAACAGACCCCAUGAAGCCUUGCCAAACUCAUUUCCCCAGAUUUACUUCGCUAAUGCCUUGCGUGAGGACCUUACACUGAAUCAUUUACUAGUGUAGGAGAAAAGUAAUUGGGCAAAAAUAUUCAUGUGUUAAAGGAAAACUGCAGUAAUGAUACAGUACAUUUCUAUAGUGCAGUGAGUGUGGUUGCAGCAUACAAAAUGAACCAGUGAUGUUUUUCAUGAGACAUUCACAAUUCAGCCCGAGCAACCAUUUAAAAACUAGGAACUGCCAAACUAGUCAAUUUAAUGCAGGUGUUUUAACUUAUGAUCUGCUGCAAAUUCUGUAUAUCUUGCUGAUUUCCUAUGUUGUUUCUGCCCCAGUUCUACAGCUUGAACUGACUAGAAACCAUGCUCAUAAAAUCCACCUUAAAUCCACCUUAGUAUUAAACUGACAGAUGGCUUUUAAAUAAGCUCAUGUUGCCUGAUUUCUGGCAUUCUGCUCUUUUGUGCAAUUUCUACAAGUGAGCGUCCAGAAUACUAUUGUCCCAAAGAUCUACUUUUCAUACAUAGUACCAUCUUGCUACAUUGCAGUUUUCCUUUGAGUGUGUGUGCCAAUAUAAAACAUAAAGGGCUACAUGCAAAAGGCUGAAUCUGCACAGAAUCUUGAUCCUGCCUUUAUAUUGUCUGUAGCCAAAUGCCUAAUAACUCCAAAGUCAAAUUUACUCCCCUGCUCUAAUGCACACCUACUUUUUCACACAUGUGUAUUGGCCAAAGUGUUAAAGGGUUUUUUGUACACAUUGAUAACAUGGGACUAAAGGGAAGUUUUGACAUUCUGGCCUAAGCCAUGGCAAGGUCAGCAUAGAACCUAGCCUAAGAGUCACAAAAAGCCCCCUUCUCUGUGGGGAAAUUUACAGUAUUAUGUAUAGAUUCAAUGUACUACCACUUCCUCAACUUAUUUUCUUUCUCAUAUCACGUUCAUGCUUUUUCAAAGCACACCAGCCAACCCACAAGUCUUGUGCUUGGAAAUCAGGCAUUUAAGGGGAAGAGGGAGCAGAUUAAAAUAAAAUAGGCUUCCAAUUCACUCCAUCAGGAAGAGCUACAAAACUCAUCAAGCUUGAAAUUCCAUUUCAGAAUGUGCUGGGCAUGGUAAGCUCAGUAGGAGAAUCAGGCAUGACCAGGGACUGGGUCCCCUGGUGUGUUAAACCUCAGAAGUAUAAAUUGUGUAAGACCAUCCAUCUCAGGUCACAUGAUCUUUUCUCCUGAAUUUGGACGUUUUGUUGUUGCAAACGUGUCUGUAAUUUUGAUGGAUGGCAUAGUAAAAAUUUAAACUGUCAGUAUUAUAAAGCACACACAGCAGUGGCAAAAAAGUUGAACAGUCAGACUGCCAAAUUUCCCAUUUAUGCUGGCAUGUGGUACCCUUCUGUGUUGAAUACAUGGGUCUAUUCAGAAGAAUAUGCAUACACUUAGGUGAACUGUAUACAUUGAUUUUUGUGCACUAGAAAAAGUUGUGUCCUGAUAUUCUAAGAGGAAAAAAUGUUGGAGUGUUGAGGCUUCCAGAGUUGUCAUGGGAUUUUUUUUAUAAAUAAUAUACUUUUCAGGGGGGGGGGGAAGGUCAUGGUUGGGAGCAGCUGCUCCAGUUGCAACCUGAUAUAACCAAGAAUGUUGUUUCUAUUUUUAUAGAAGUUUUAUACUGCUCUAGGGUGGAGAAUAUUUAUUAUCUAAAUUAUUUCACUGGAAACGACCAGGGUUUGCAUAAUCCUGAAUGUGAUUGUGUUACACAUACAUACAACAAUGUGCAUGAUUUAAACUACUGACUUUCGGUGGCCUGUUUGCAGCUGGACAAACUGCUAAAUAGGAAAAGAAUUAAUGCUGUGAACCAGUGGAGGGGGAAAGCUGUGCUCAAGUUUCUCUAUAGUCACUCCUCCCAGUACCUCCUCUGUCCCCUGCUCUCUCUCCCAGUCCUUUUCUUCGUUUCUCUUUCAGCCAUCCCUGUUGUCUUCUCUAAAUAAUGUUCUAUCAUUCUAUUUAAUAUCCAUGACUUUCAUAAUAUAUUUGUACACUUUCAUUAUGGCCACUAUGAGGCAAAUCAUCUGUUGAAUUAACAAAAUAACACUUGGGCCUAUAUUUGUCCUGUAAUAUUUUCUAAGAAGUAUGAAUCAUAUGAAUGUCCUCAUCCCAAGUGAUGUUGUUACUAAAGCACAAAUAUCCAGGUUAAAUUCCAAAAAUCAAACAUUUGGGAUAUAUUGGCAAAGUGCUUUUCAUGCUGCUGCUCUAAACUACUUUAGCUGGAAUACUUGAACCAAAAUAUGCCUUUCUCCUCAAUUCCACUUGAUUUAUUGAUCUGGACAUGCAUGUUUUUCAGAAAACAUAAUAAAUUACGUCUCUCGAGUAGGUUCUCUGUUGGCAAAAGGUUCAUUUUUAUAUAUAUUACAUGGAUAGAUACAUACAGAUAUAUAAAUAUAUCACACAGCUUUCCCAUCUUGAUCCAAUCUGUCAUGCUUGAUUUUUUUUCUGCUUAGUUUAUUCCUUCCUCACCUCCCCUUUCCAGAUUUGAGCCGAUAUUUUGGCAGGAAACCCUGGAUACUAUCUUGUUUGCUGUCCUUCUGAGGCAAAUCAGAUUAGUCAUUUGUGUUUGGUCCAGUGCAACAAACAGAUCAAAUUGAAAUGCUCACUGAUUUAAUUGUACCAUAUCAAAAAUAGUCAGUUGCAUAUCAAAUUAUAUUUAACCUUGAACAUAAUGUUAGGUGUAUUUUAGAUUAAAACAAGUUCUCAGAAUAAAAUGAGUGUUUUCUGUUAUAUGGAGACAUGAGAAAUGAAGAAAUGGAGACAUGUUAUACUAAGAGCUAUUGCAGGCAGUUAACAUUUAUGAAGCAAAUAAUUGAAGUAUCACUUUCCAAAAAAGCCUUAUUUUUAUAAGAAAAAAAUAGGCUCCAUACAACUGCUGAUGAACUUGCUAUAGGAUUGUCUAGAUUUUCUAUGUGACUCUUUAACCUGUGUGUGUCUUGCUGAUGGUGUAAAUGUAUGAGCUUCCUGUUGGAAGAGAGAAUCUGUUUGGUAUACUUCAUGUUAAGAAUGAAAAUCCCAAGGAUGCUAAUCGUUAGUCUGGCAUAGUUAAAUUCUGUAAACCUCUAAUUCCUUCAUCAAAUGCACUGGGUUGGAUCCAGGGUCUCCUCCCACCAGUGGGGGCACUCACUGAGUGAAGUUCCACUCAGGACAUGACAGCGGGAAGGCAAUCUUUACUGAUUCCCCCUCCUCCCAUAGGCUCAAAUGCAUAAGGGACUGCAGGGGAAGUGAGGAUUGCCUCAUCUCCCACUGGGACAGUGGAAAUGCCCUGCUGGAUCAGAAGCCUGCUACUGAUGGAAGGAGCCCUUCUGUCUGUAGAACACAAACUCUAGGUCCAGGCCAGUGUUGUUGUUUUUCCACCAAGGUAACUUUAAAAUUAAAUACAGUAGUAUAGCUUAACACAUGUAAACAGAAAUCAAAGGUGAGCAUCCCUUGGAAAUCCACACACACACAUAGACGGAUGUUUAGUGUCACUGAGCUGAAAUGUAAUUGUUUCAAUCAUGAUGUUGUGCUACAUCUUUGACUAUAAUCAGAAUGGAAGUUAGGGCAGACCUAAGAAGCACAUUUCCCCCAAUAAUCACAUGCUGCCUCAGACAGUUUUUGUGUGUGUACACCAUCUCAUUAACAGAAUGCUUAAAUGUAUUUGUCCUUGCAAAUUAUGUCUUUUGUGUUGUGCCCCCUAUUAGAGAUUCUAUCAGCUCUGGGGGAAAAAAAUCUCAAGUUGCUUUCAGACAAAAUUCAUUCCACUCAAACUGGCAACAGUGACUGUAGAACUUCUGAGAGUCCAGAAUUCCUCCUCACAAAGUCAGGGAGCAGGAUUUAUUUAUUGAAGGAGUUGCAAAAGAAAGUUUAUUUGCAGGCAUCCUAGUAAAAAGGGCUCAGCUGAAGCAAGUCUUAACUUGCAAUCAAGUCUUAAUUCCUUCCUAUUUCAUAGGGGUUUCAGUCCAACCUGUAUACCUUAUCUCAUUUUUUGGGCUCUCUUUGUUUCCUAAAGAAUAUCUGAAACAAAGAGGGCUACUACUGACUAAGCAUGCCCCAUAAUAGGAAAGAAGAAAGUAUCUCAACCAUCAGUCCCCCAUUGGAUUCCUUCUUUGUCUCCCAUCUCUAAGAAUCUGAACACACACACACACACACACACACACACACACACACACACACACGGAACCACAUUUUAUGGAGUCAGUUUCUAGUGGAGGGGGCUUAGUGUGUUGUCUUCCUCGAGCAGAAGUAGCAAGAACACUGGCUCAGGGCUGUGAUGACUGCACAGCCAUCUGUGUGCCACUAAGCCAUAGUCCAUCCUGUAGCCAGUGUCUAAAGGGAAUCCCAGGCCUCUGCUUCCAUUUGGUUUCUGACAGUUUUUGACAUUUAUUUGGUGUCUUAUGCACUUCGACUUUUACUUGUUCAUUGUUGGCAUGUGCUGCCCUUCCCUGUCAACCCCCCUCCCCAAGAGGUCUCAUUGUACACUGCUCAUUCCUGUUUUUUCUCUCUCUCUCUUUCUCUCUGUUUGGAUGUACUGCUCUGUGUAACUCAGUGGGUCUCCUUCUUUCUGGUUUGUUUUUUUUCUAGAUUCCUGCCGUUUGUUCAUCGUUGUGCCUAAAGCAUGUCGAUGUGGCGUUCAAGUACAUCGUCCAAAUCCUUGUCUCUUCAGCUUCUCUGAUGCUUGAACUCUCACCUUUUGACCUUGUGUUGACUUUUGAUGCUGAUGUGUAUUUUUAUUAUGUUUGUUACUUCUUUCUUUCUUUUUUUUCUUUCUUUUUUUUUCUUUUUUGUGCUGCCAAAUUGGUUUUGCUAGAAAGACUGCUGAAGGGGAAUAUUUAAACUUGCAUUUGAAUAUAAAAGAAUUCUAUUUUUCUAGAACUUCGUAAGAUAACCACUUGAUUUUGUGAUUCUGAUUCUUUGUAAUUGUCUUCAGAGCAGCCUUGCUAGCAUACCUCGUGGAGUAUUUGUAUUUCUGUGAACAUACAGCCAAUCACUUUCUAGGCUUAGUUUUUUCUGUGUGCUUAGUUUUAAAACAAAUCUUUGAAGGAAAAAGUAAAAUGAUGCAACUUUAAACUUUCAGGAGGCUUCUGGUCACAUUUUGCUGAAUCUACUUUCUGUGCUUGAAGAGACAGCAUGUAUUCUUUGACUUGAGUAGCCUCAGCAGAAAACACUUGAACUACAUUUUCUCCUGAUUGUAGCUGCAUUUUUGCUCUGGCACUUACUGCUUUUUCCUUCCUGUGUGAUUAUCAGCCUUUGUCUGCAGUGAAAGUUUAAUCAAAGUUGGUGUUGUAUUUUGUUAAACCCUAGCAUGCUUAGUUUUUGUAACUACAAUCUCCUCAGCAAAAUGUGAGAUUUUGUUUGUUUUUUCGUUUAAAAACUCAAAUAAUGCCCUUGUAAACGUUUUGCAUGUUUCCUGCUGUGUUCUUCACAAUCUUGUAUAUAUACACCCUUCACCUCUGUUUUCUAUAGUUUGUGCAAAAACUGAGCAAUUUAAUAGGUUUCAAAGCUGUCCUUUUUGGGAUGCCAGACUUGUGGUCAUAUGUCACGUAAGGACAUCUCCUGUGCAUUUAGACUGCUUUACACAGUAUCUACACCUUGCUCUAUCAUCACAGCUAUGGAAAGGUCUCAGGGGGCUUGAUUGCACUGUUCCGGUGGUGGUAGGGGUGAUGGUGGCGGCAGGGAUAGAAGUUCAACAGAAAGAUGUGGGAUGUUUGCAGUAAUAUUGCUUCUAAGAUCCAAUGGAGCUAAAGCUCUUUUGGGGUAGCCUUAAUUUGUACCUCUUGUUUAAUAUGUGGCUUGUUUUGUGAGGUUUAACACCAUUAAAUCUCUGUGGAAAGAAGCUUGAUUGCUCUCCAGUCUUUACACUUGAAAUAGCAUGUUCUGCAUAUCCCAUAGAAGGAAUCUGUAAGCCUAGGCACAAAACUGCUGGCUCUUUCCCCAAGUGAUAAGCACAAUAUAACAGCCUAGUAGCUGUUACCUGAACAGGGUACCAACCCCGGCUCCUUUUCUCAGGGGCCUUAGCUGGGGGAUCUCCUGUAUGGAGACUUUUUUUUUAGUUUUUGUUCUUAAAUUGGGUAAGGAGUCAUGCAGUUUUUCUGUUUUUCUUUUCCUUCCCCCCCCCUUUUUUUUUCCUUUUUUCUUUUUCUUUUUCUUUUUCUUUUUCUUUCUGGCCUGGUGAAGAAAUGGGACAGAUUAUCCUUCUCUGGGAAACAUGCUUCAGCCUUGCUGCACAUAUGACCUACUGUAGAAGCUGAGACUUAGUACUGGGUUUCACAGCACCUGCAAGAAAUUUCUGUGGUAGGUGCCGAAUCACAAGGGGCAAAGGGAUGGGGAAGCUAUCAAGGAACUAUAAUAGGAGGAAGGAGUGUGAAGCAAAAUAUUUGGAGAGUUAAGGGUGUGUGGGAGACCUAUCUAGGCCAUAUGGAGUGUUAGUUUGUUCUGUUGGGGACAAAACAAAGUCCCCACCCUAUGGUUGGGUGGGUAAUAUUUCUCCAUGCUUGUUAGAUAAAUAUGCAUAGGUAGCUUUUCCCUCAACCUUGUGAUCAUCACCUUUUCAGGGUGACAGUUGCUUGAAAAGGGAUAUGGCUGCAUUAUCUGGGGGUGCAGCUGUGAGAUGGUUGCUCUUAGGCUCACAGUCGCAAUGCACAGGGAUGUCUGAUGGCAGGGAAGUCGAGACCCUGCAAUGUAUUGAUUAAUUUUGCCAAUACAUUUCUUUACAAUGUGCGUACAGUUUCAUGAGGAACUCUGGAGAAUCCUGUGGAAAAAAAAAAUCUCUAGAGAAAACCAAAAUGCCAAACAUUGGAUGUUCCUUUUCUUUCUUCUUUCCUUUCUUUCUUUGGUUGUUUUAAUUAUUCUGUGGUGGUUUUAAUGAAUUUGAGACAGUAAAGCAGCAGCUGCCUUUUAUUUCUGGCUGCUUUUUGUGAAUAAUUUAAAAAAAAAGAAAAUUUACAUUUUGGAAACAAACCUGUGGGCUUUUUUAUUGGUACAAACAUUGUAUUUAACACUAGGGGUUUUGUACAGUUUUUUGCCUUUUCUACUAGAAAACAAUGUAAAGUGAUUCACAAAUGUGACAAGAAAACAAAUUGCCACUAUGACCAAAUGUAGAGUCUGUUCUGCAGUAACAGGAUUUAAUCAACUCAAAGUCGUGAUUCUGUUGUAGCAAUGCUUUUCUUUAUCUUGUUUGAGCUGUUCCUUUUUUCUUGUUUGGUUUGCAAAACAAAAUGUCUUUUUUGUGUGAAAUUGUGUUGUACUCUGUAGAAAAUUAUGGAUUUUUCUUUAAUGGUUUAAAAAAAUAGAAGCACAUGUUGCUUUUCUGAUCACGGAGUUUGUGUAGUGGAUUUAAAAAUGAAAGUUUUGUUACAAGUUUGGAACGAGCGAAUAUGUAUUAAGGAAUUUUCUUCCUUUUGUGUGUGGUUUCUUUUUGUCCCACUGGGGAACUUAAAGCUGUUUUAAUUGCACAGACACACAGACAAGAAGUCAUUUUGUAUAUGCCAAGUGUGGUACCUCCCUUUGUUUAUUUGCUAUUAAACUGUUUGAGAAGAA
This is a messenger RNA of Elgaria multicarinata webbii, 9699 nucleotides long. RefSeq names its product CUGBP Elav-like family member 1 (gene CELF1). Gene Ontology annotation, molecular function: mRNA 3'-UTR binding. The record is from RefSeq and is a predicted model, not a curated record. NCBI's taxonomy places the organism in Eukaryota, Metazoa, Chordata, Lepidosauria, Squamata, Anguidae. The transcript is spliced from 14 exons. Gene Ontology annotation, cellular component: ribonucleoprotein complex; cytoplasm; nucleus. The coding region runs from base 109 to 1659 and encodes 516 amino acids. Gene Ontology annotation, biological process: mRNA splice site recognition; regulation of alternative mRNA splicing, via spliceosome.